Hipposideros armiger (great roundleaf bat) is the source of this 1047-nucleotide messenger RNA. RefSeq names its product olfactory receptor 7A10-like. Gene Ontology annotation, biological process: G protein-coupled receptor signaling pathway. Lineage: Eukaryota; Metazoa; Chordata; Mammalia; Chiroptera; Hipposideridae. Gene Ontology annotation, cellular component: membrane. The record is from RefSeq and is a predicted model, not a curated record. The coding region runs from base 1 to 771 and encodes 256 amino acids. Gene Ontology annotation, molecular function: G protein-coupled receptor activity; olfactory receptor activity. The transcript has a single exon.
AUGUACUUCUUCCUCUCCAACCUGUCCUUUGUGGACAUCUGUUUCACCUCCACCACCAUCCCCAAGAUGCUGGUGAACAUCCAGACGCAGAGCAAAGUCAUAACCUAUGAAGGCUGCAUCACCCAGAUGUAUUUUUUUCUACUCUUUGGAGUGUUGGAUAACUUCCUCCUGACUGUGAUGGCCUAUGACCGCUUUGUGGCCAUCUGUCACCCCCUGCACUACACGGUCAUCAUGCACCCCCGACUCUGUGGGCUGCUAGUUCUGGUGUCCUGGAUCAUGAGCGCCCUGUAUUCUUUGUUACAAAGCUUAAUGACGUUGCAACUAUCCUUCCAUACACUCUUGCACAUUCCACACUUUUUCUGUGAACUCAAUCAGAUGGUCCAACUUGCCUGCUCUGACAACUUUCUUAACAACUUGGUGAUGUAUUUUGCAGCUGUGCUGCUGGCUGGUGGUCCCCUGGCUGGGAUCCUUUGCUCUUAUGCUAAGAUAGUUUCCUCCAUACGUGCAAUGUCAUCAGCUCAAGGGAAGCAUAAAGCAUUUUCUACCUGUGCAUCUCACCUCUCAGUUGUCUUUUUAUUUUAUUGUACAAUCAUAGGAGUGUACCUCAGCUCUGCUGUGACCCACAGCUCACAGUCAAGUGCAAUAAGCUCUGUGAUGUACACUUUGGUUACGCCGAUGCUAAACCCCUUCAUCUACAGUCUCAGGAACAAUGACAUAAAAGGAGCUCUGAAAAGCCUCUUUGGGAUGGCAGGAAUAAAAAUAACAGAGUGAUCAUGAAUGCUGUCUUCAAACAUCAAAAGACAUGACAAAAGUUUAAAAAGAGGAGAUUAUUAUCAUUGUCCUCAGUUUUGUUUGCCUUGAAUGUUGUAUGACUUAGCUAAUGCUGCAUAACAAGCUGUCCUAAAUACUAUGUUUUCUUUAAUGCAUUUGUAAAUGGGUUAUAUGAUAGGAGUUGACUACUCUCUGGUCACAUACUCAUAAGUCUGCAUCAGCUAGAAGUCUACAUUAUGUUUCUAUAGGUCAUCUAUGAUGUUGUGUGAGGCUGUA